CUGAUCUCCUGCUCUUUGCAGAGGUUUCCCAGGUCGUGGUCCUGCACGGCUCGGCUGCCGGCUGGUGGCUCCUGGAGGACGGGCAGCGACGCUCCCUGCCGGCAUGGACUGAGUGCAGGGAAGGCAGGCUCUGGGUCUGGAGGAGCAGCAUGCCACGCGGCUCCUGGCUGGAAACGCUCCGUGCUUUUGCCCUGCGGACUCCAGGAAACCUUCUCUUUUGGUGAACUGAACCCUGCCCUCCUUUUUUCUUUGCUGCAUGCCCACUCACGAGUGCUGGAUUAUGUUUGUCUCCUUCUCCCUUUGCUCCAUAAUUUGGCUGAACCGCGGUUUCAAGCUGAGGAAAAGGGGCUGCACCUAAGCAAGCCGGGGCACUGGGACCAGGCUCCUGAGGUGCUGGGUUGUGCAGAGACGUUCAGACUGCUGAUGGGGGAGAGCUGCCCCUGAGGUCUCUCCUCUCCCCCCAAAGGACACUGCCUCACUGCUGGGAGCCGUCUCCUCAUGGCAGAGAGAAUGGGCAGCACCGACGGGUUCCAGUACCGUGCGCUCUAUCCUUACCGCAAGGAGCGCGAGGAGGACAUUGACCUGGUGCCUGGGGACAUCCUGGUGGUGAGCAAGGGAGCCCUGCAAGCCUUGGGCUUCAAAGAUGGCGACGAGCAGAACCCCAACCAGAUCGGGUGGAUCCUGGGUGUCAAUGAGAGGACCAAGCAGAAGGGUGACUUCCCCGGCACGUACGUGGAGUACGUGGGGCCCGUGAAGAUCUCCGUCCCUUCGCACCGGCCCCGCGUGCAGAGACCCCUGCCUGCAACACCAGGAGCCAGUGGCUGCCGACUGCAGGAGGCUCUUGAGCAAGGGUCUCCUCUCCCCGACCUGCAGGAGCAGUUCAGCCCUCCAGAGGUUGCACCUCCGCUGCUGGUGAAGCUGGUGGAAGCCAUUGAGAAGAAAGGGUUAGACAGCGAGAUGUUAUACAGGACAUCUGGCUCCGAACUGAGGCAAGCUCUAAGAACCGAUUGGAGCCUGGGUGACCUGGAGCCCUUUGACGUGCACUCCCUGGGCGAAGCGCUGCGAGGUUACCUGCAGGACCUGCCCUCCCCUGUGGUGCCAGUGUCUGUGCAUGGAGACAUCCUUCGCAUCCUGCAGGAGAUCCCCCAGCCAGAGAAUUGCCGGAAACAGCUGCUGCUGGCCUUGGAGUCGCCUGCAGUCCCACUCCAGAACACGCUCACCCUGCAGUUCCUGCUCCGGCAUCUGGGGAAGGUAUCGCAGCAGGCCGAGAGCAACAGCCUCCACCCUCAGGCCCUGGGAGAGAUCUUUGGCCCCCUUCUCCUCCGGCUGCCCGGCGCCAGCCCGGAGCUGAGUCCUGACUUCUCUGUGCUUUUUCUGGAGAUGCUUCUGCAGACGAAGGACUUGGAGCCAGAACAGUUGCCUCCAGCGUUGCCUCCAAAGCCACCUAAGCCAAAGCCCAGUGCAGCCAGCCUGGCCAACGGGAACAGCGUGCCCUUGCAGGACGCCGAGUGGUACUGGGGUGACAUUUCCCGGGAGGAAGUGAAUGAGAAGCUGCGGGACACGCCGGAUGGAACCUUCCUGGUGCGUGAUGCCUCCAGCAAGAUCCAGGGGGAGUACACACUCACACUCAGGAAAGGAGGCAAUAACAAGCUGAUCAAGAUCUUUCACCGGGAAGGGAAGUAUGGCUUCUCAGAGCCCCUGACUUUUGGCUCAGUGGUGGAGCUCAUCACACAUUACAGGCAUGAGUCGCUUGCCCAGUACAACGCCAAGCUGGACACCAGGCUGCUCUACCCCAUCUCCAAGUACCAGCAGGACCAAGUGGUAAAGGAGGACAGUGUGGAAGCUGUAGGGGAACAGCUGAAGGUCUAUCACCAGCAGUACCAGGACAAGAGCUGGGAGUAUGAUCUGCUGUAUGAGGAGUACACCCGCACUUCCCAGGAGCUGCAGAUGAAGAGGACAGCAAUUGAAGCCUUUAAUGAAACGAUCAAGAUCUUUGAGGAGCAGUGUCAGACACAGGAGAAAUGCAGCAAGGAGUACAUCGAGCGCUUCCGACGAGAGGGCAACGAGAAGGAGGUGCAGCGGAUCCUCAUGAACUCAGAGAAGCUCAAGUCUCGCAUCACGGAGAUCCACGACAGCAAGAUGAAGCUGGAGCAGGACCUGAAGAAACAGGCCUCGGAAAACCGGGAGAUCGACAAGCGCAUGAACAGCCUGAAGCCAGACCUCAUGCAGCUGCGCAAACUGCGGGACCAGUAUUUGGUGUGGCUGACGCAGAAGGGUGCCCGGCAGAAGAAAAUCAACGAGUGGCUGGGUAUCAAGAACGAGACGGAGGAUCAGUACUCCAUGAUGGAUGACGAGGAGGAACUGCCCCACCACGAGGAGCGGACGUGGUACGUGGGGAAGAUCAACCGCUUGCAGGCAGAGGAGAUGCUGUGUGGCAAACGGGACGGCACCUUCCUGAUCCGUGAGAGCAGCCAGAAGGGGUGCUAUGCCUGCUCCGUGGUGGUGGAUGGUGACACCAAGCACUGCGUGAUCUACAAGACAGCGACUGGCUAUGGGUUUGCAGAGCCCUACAAUCUCUACGCCUCCCUCAAGGACCUGGUCUUGCACUACAAGCACACGUCCCUGGUGCAGCACAAUGACUCCCUGAAUGUCACGCUGGCUCACCCGGUCCUUUCCCAGCCACCAGCCAGAUGAACAGACCGUGCACAACACAACAGCUGCCUUCAGCUUCUCCCCAGAGCGCUGCUUUCUGGCUCUGGACUCUUGCACCCUGUAUAGUUGAGUCUCUGUGCUCCUGCCCCUCCAGAGCAUCUGAGAUGUCUGUGACCGUUCCUGGUGUCCCUUUUGGUCAGUAGCUGAAACCCGUGUUGGCUGAUGGGACAAAAAGGCUGGAAUGUUGACUCGCAGCGGCCUCCAGCCCUUACGAGGUGGGAUCUAGUUGUGAUUGAAUUGCUGUGGAUGAACGCAGCCCCCUCCCCUUCCCCAACAAACAGGUCAGGUCCCCUUCUUGCUGGCAGGUUGCCCCGCUGUGCAUCACCGUAGAGCUAGAUCCCAAUUCCUCUGCACUGUGGUGUCAUUCCCUGCCCAGCUGAGCAGCGCUGGCACAUUCUGAGCGAGGGGAUCUGCCGGAUCCUGGAGGAGGAGGAGGAGGAGGAGCCUCCCCUGAGCAUGUGUCCUCCACUCUCACUUCCCUCUUCCCUGGGUGACUUUGCAGUCGGGGGUGGGAGCUGCUGUCUGGUACGAGGGGUGCUGCUCUUCCAUGCAGAGACUCAUUUCAAAAAGAAGGUGGUGUCCUCCAUGGGGCAGCGGGUGUGCUGGCAGGAGGGCUUCUUGGCUGAGAUCCCCCCUCCAUCCUGUUCCCCAUCUCGCUGUCUUGGUCCCUGGUGUCAUAGCCACCUCUGUAGUGUUGCUGUCUGGGGAGGGAGGAUGUGGUUUGUGACGAAUCUCUCACCUUAGUUGUGCCAACUAAGCUGUGAAAUCCGUGUUGGUACCCAUGUUUUUCCCGGCAGAAUCCGUGGGACGCACAGCUCUUUGUUUCUGGUUGUCUUUGGUGAAUCUCUGCGAGUGUAACCCGUUGAAGCUAACUGUAGCUCUGUAAAUAUGGUUCUUUUUGUAAUUGGCUGCUUACCUCAUCCUGCUGAACUCCCACUACGACAUGCAGGCGCGUGGGCAGCGGCUGGGCGGGCUGCUGCAGCUCGGGGCAGGAGGGGUGGGAGGCUGACGCACACUACGAGCCCUGCACAAAAUGAAGGACCUCUGCUGCAGGAGGGUGGCAUUUCUGCUGGGCCUGGGGCCUUGGCACAUAGGGAUGUAUGUGCAUGAUACCCAACUGUGUAUGCAAAGCACUUGUAUUUGUGAGUACUGUAUUGGGGGUGGUUGUAGAGCUGCCCAUUGUGGCUGGCCGGCUUGGGGCAUCUCUUUGGAAAAGGCUGAGUUCAGAGGGCUCCAGGGCAGCAGAGGCGGUGUGGGGUGAGCCCUGCAGGAGCUUUAACAGCUGGACCUGGGCUCUGAGUUGAGGCUGUGGUGGCUUUUGCUUUACUGCAUCAUCCUGUCUGCCCGGCUUGAAGAAAGCAUCCAUCGUCCUCUUGAUUUGCCUGAGAGGCUCUUUCCCUUACAGAGGCCACAUCCUGGACAGGCUGGUGGAUGCUGUAGGCUUUGCUGCUUCCGCUUUGUGUCAUGAUGGGCUGAGCCGGGUCCUCAGUGCUGCAGUGCAUUUGUGUGUGCUCUGCCCACGUCCCAUCCUCCAUGCUCUGUCUGCAGUGGGGCAUGCAGCAUUUCAUGCUCCCAAUUCCCAUGAUCAGCUCUGCUGCUCGCAUUGAUCCGGCCGCUCCCUGGAUCCUUUUUGGAUCUGGGAUUGCUGGUACAAACGUUACGUUCCUGUUGCUUGUGGCAGCUCUCCUGCCCCCAGCUGUACAGACCCCGUUCCUUGCUCUGUGCGCCCUCCAUGGGCCCCAGGCUGUGUGCUGGGGCUCCCCUGCUCUGCCAGUGUUUGGUGCUAUCACUCGGGGGGAUCACAUGGCGAUCAGUGAUAAUUAAUAAUUAACAAUUAAGGGAACAAUUCGGGCUGGGACACGAGAGCAGUAGGGCUGGCAGCCCCCGUGCUCAGAGCCCUCCCUGUGUAAUAAUUAUGGGAGGUGAUUUAUUGAAGUUCACUCACGCUGCAUCUGCAAGGAAAAAAACAAUAUAAAAAUGUCCUAAGAGAGGAGGAAUUUUAGGGAGAAUACCAUUGCAGGCCCAACCUGAAGCAGGAGGAUGGCACUGCUGUCUUCUGGGCCCAGGCGGUGGCCGAGUCUCUCCCCCCCAUAGGGAAACCCGUUGGUGAGAUUCACACACUCAGUUAUACUGAGGGCUUCCGUGGGAAACUUAGAAAUCUCUGUAGAGUUAUUCCAUGAGUGAAUGUGUCUGUGGCCAGCUCAGUUACUCAUAUUCUUGCUUCUGGUGUGUGCUCUGCAGCGCGUUUAUCACCGGCGAUCCAAACGGACCCGCAAUCUGUUGCCUCAGUAAACAGCACAAAGUGCAGAUUGGUUUGGUGAUGGCCUCGCUGAGCACAGCCAGACUCCCUCUGGGGUUUGUUAGUUCAGUUGGAGGCUGUGGGUGCGUCCGUCAGUGUGAGAGUUCGAAUUGGGCAUCGCUCAGAAUCAAAGCCCAGCUGCCCCCAGCCCCUCUGA
Messenger RNA from Meleagris gallopavo (turkey), 5168 nucleotides. The record is from RefSeq and is a predicted model, not a curated record. Lineage: Eukaryota; Metazoa; Chordata; Aves; Galliformes; Phasianidae.